UGACACUUCCCUCCCCUGGGCUGCCUGGAUCCUGACUGACGCCGGCCGACGACGUGAGCUGGGCCCCAGGAGCCGUCGACCCCACCUCUGGGACCGGUGUUUCGUCACGGGUUGGCUUUUUGGCGUCCCCGCGGCCCCGAAGGCUUCCAGGGGCGAAGACUGUCUGGAAGAACCCAAGAACUCUGGGCGCCGCGACUUGUUCACAGCGUUGACGCCGGAAUUGCAGACGCCUUCUCUGGGGCUGGUCCUGCAUCCUGGGUCGUUUUUUGGACGGUCCUAGUAGACACAGCGGAGAACAGGAACAUGCAAGUAUCAAGAAGUGUUCGGCGCCAGGAGAGAGGAGUUCAGCGCCUAGACCCCCCUUGCUCGGCGCGGCCUCCAGGCAGAUCCAGCAGAGCCUGGAGGAGCUCCGGCAAUCCACACAGACUCACCAGCAGAAUUCGGUACAGAUGCAUCAACAGGGUCACGAGGUGAUGGCUGCUCAGCAGCAGCAGAUCCAGCAGCUGGCGGCGCAGCAGGCGUCGGGCCCCAUUGCACCGCUGCCGGAGAAGUUCCCGGAGCAGGGGCCGGGCACGCAGAUGCUGCCGCCGCCGGGCUCGCCGAUGCCAGAGCCGCGGCCGCCGGAUCAGCCCGCGGUCGUGCUGAAGCGCCGCAUCUGCCGGGAGGAGCUGCUCGCAGAGGGCAACCUCUGCGAGUUGGGGCUGCCAGACGAGGGCGGCGCGGGGCGGCAGACCACGGUGCGGGUGACCGGUUUCGACCACAACCGCGACGGGGUCCCCGACGCCCUGCAAGGGGUGA
Molecule: messenger RNA, 798 nt
Organism: Prorocentrum cordatum
Lineage: Eukaryota; Dinophyceae; Prorocentrales; Prorocentraceae
Source: the annotation of a GenBank genome assembly